AAACACUCCGACCUCAGCUGGUCCAGCAUGCUGGGCACCGUGCUGCUGCUGGCCCUGCUCCCAGGGAUCACCACCUUACCCAGCGGGCCACCUGGUAUGUAUGGGCAGGGAGGUGACGGGUCUGUCAUGCUUCUAUCCCUGUUUCACCCUCUUUAUUUUUUUUGAGAUGGAGUCUUGCUCUGCCACGCAGGCUGGAGUGCAGUGGCGCAAUCUCCACUCACCGCAACCUCCGCCUCCCCGGUUCAAGUGAUUCUCCUGCCUCAGCCUCCUGAGUAGCUGGGACUACAGGCACGCACCACCACGCCUGGCUAAUUGUUGUAUUUUUAGUAGAGACAGCGUUUCCCCAUGUUGGCCAGGCUGGUCUCGAACUCCUGACCUCAGGCGAUCCGCCCGCCUCGAACUUUUCAAAGUGCUGGGAUUACAGGUGUGAGCCACCGCGCCCCACCGAUGUCACUCUCUUUCAACUAGACCUUUGGUGGUGGUCCUCAUGGGGGUGGGGACAGGGCAGGGGAGUGGGGUGGGGUCUCUGUCCCCCAUCCCAAGGGUGGCUCACAUCCCCACUUCGGCAAAGCUCCCUGCAGCCACGGAGAGGGCCAGAGUUGUGGGAGGGGGCCAGUCUACCCAGGUGCUCUUCAGAAGUGGGUGUGGUGUGCGGAUGGACAAGGGGGCUCAUGCCUGUAAUCCCAGCACUUAAGAGAGGCUGAGGUGAGAGGAUCGCUUGAAGCCAGGAGUUCCAGACCAGCCUGGGCAACAUAGACCCCGUAUGGCCGUGGUAGCGAGUGGCUGUGGUCAUAGCUACUCGAGAGGCUGAAGCAGGAGGAUGGCUGGAGCCCAGGAGGUGGAGGCUGCAGUGAGCUGUAUUCGCACCACUGCACUCCAGCCUGGGCGACAGAGGGAGACCCUGUCUCAGAAAACAAGAAAAAUGGAUGUGCAGGCAAUCUUUCGUAUUUGGAGAUUAGCCGUUUUACCAGGACCCCGCUCAGCACCUGAAGGCAGACAUCAGCGUGUGUUUAGGGGCACGAAGAGGGGAGGGGUCCCAUGGCUGCCUCAGCCUGGACAAGUGGAAGCGUCUCAGAUCUUGGUGGCCUGGCUGGGCUUUGGCUGUGCCCAGGAGAGCCUCUUGGGAGGGUAUCCUCUUCACUUCCCUUCCUCGUUGGUGACAGCACCUAUCUCCCCUUAGAAAGGGGAGCCGCCUGUCCUGCUGCGUCCCCAAGAGCAGCCCUGGGGAAGGUGGGGGAGCUCUGACUUCACCCAGCCGGACCCCACCAUCGGGUGCUCCUCACCGCUUCUCUUCCGCCCCAGGGAGGGCUUCGCCAGCUUCGGAGGCUUCUCUAGGGGCGCAUGGCUCUGCAACCGGCUCAGUUGCUGGGCUGUGCGAGUCCCAGGGGUCGCCAGGGGGCACAUCACCGUCAGGGGGGAAAGUGGCGCGGAGCCCAUCAUGGGUGAAUCGGCCGCCGCAACCGCAUCCCUUUUCCAAAGGCGGCGGCGGGGGCGAGGUGGUCGGGUCACUUUUCCCGGAGGCCUAAAGGGCAGCGCGCGUUUUCUCUCCUUUGGGCCGCCCUUCCCCGCCCCGCCAGCUCCCCCGUUCCCCGCGGCGCCCGGCCCCUGGCUGCGCAGACCCCUCUUCAGCCUGAAGCUGUCCGACACAGAGGACGUCUUUCCUCGCCGCGCGGGGCCGCUCGAGGUCCCGGCCGACAGCCGCGUGUUCGUGCAGGUGGGGACCCCGGGGACACCAGGGGCGGAUGGGGGCCGGUGGGGACGGGCGAUCCCUGAUGGCGCCUCCGUCCCCCAGGCGGCCUUGGCCCGUCCCUCCCCGCGCUGGGGCCUGGCCCUGCACCGCUGCUCAGUGACGCCGUCCUCACGCCCGGCCCCGGGGCCCGCCCUGGCUCUGCUGCGUGAGGGCUGCCCCGCCGACACCUCUGUCGCCUUCCCGCCACCGCCGCCGCCGAGCCCGGGUGCCGCCCGCCCCGCGCGUUUCAGCUUCCGCCUGCGCCCGGUCUUCAACGCCUCGGUGCAGUUCCUGCACUGCCAGCUGAGCCGCUGCCGCCGCCUCCGGGGAGUCCGCCGGGCGCCUGCGCCUCUGACGCCGCCGCCGCCGCCGCCGCCAUCGCGGUGUCUGCCUCAGGACGAGGCGUGCGCCGACACUGGCAGUGGCAGCGCCGAGGGCCUGGCUGCUGACGGCCCCCACCUGCACACGCUGACGCAGCCUAUCGUGGUCACCGUGCCGCGGCCGCCCCCCAGUGAGCACGCAGUCCUCCUCCGCAUGGGGCCGUGGGGCGGCAGAGCGGGUGGGAAGGACGCCUGGGAGCUGGACCCAGUCUCAGCGUGGCACUUCCCACAGGGCCGCCCAAGAGUGUCCCCGGCCGUGCAGUGCGCCCUGAGCCUCCCGCGCCGGCCCCCGCGGCCCUGGAACCCGCGCCGGUGGUGGCGCUGGUGUUGGCAGCCUUCGUGCUGGGCGCCGCGCUGGCCGCCGGGCUGGGUCUCGUCUGUGCGCACUCAGCGCCCCACGCCCCUGGCCCGCCCGCGAGAGCCUCGCCCAGCGGUCCCCAGCCCAGGAGGUCCCAGUGAGGAAGGGAUGGUGCGCCCCCAACAUGGUCCGGAGAUACACCCAGCUACCAAUUCGGGACCAGGACCAACAGGACCGGACCCGCCUCCCUGGACCUCGGACCUGAUGAGGCCACGACCCCUGCGCUUCUCUCCUCCCCCUGUCCCUCCCACCUGUGCUCAAAAUAAACCUCUGGACUGACCGGCUAA
This is a messenger RNA of Homo sapiens (human), 2754 nucleotides long. It is a transcript of the gene TGFBR3L, whose product is annotated as transforming growth factor beta receptor 3 like. Gene Ontology annotation, cellular component: plasma membrane. The record is from RefSeq and is a predicted model, not a curated record. Lineage: Eukaryota; Metazoa; Chordata; Mammalia; Primates; Hominidae. The transcript has 4 exons. Bases 1439 to 2746 code for a protein of 435 amino acids.